CACAGGAUGAACAAUCUGACUUCUAUUUCCACCUUUCUACUCCUGGGAUUCUCAGAGGCUCGUGAUCUACAAAUCUUGCACUUCUCUGUAUUCCUAAUACUGUAUCUGAUGGCAGUAACAGGAAAUCUUCUCAUCAUCAUUGCCAUUAUUGUUGACAACCACCUACACACCCCCAUGUAUUUCUUCUUAUUGAACUUGGCCAUGAUAGACCUUGGAUUCAUUUCAGUCAUAGCCCCCAAAUCAAUGGCUGUGUCCCUUAUGGAUGACAGGUCCAUUACUUAUUCUGGGUGUGUUGCUCAGGUGUUCUUAUAUAUCUUUUUUGCACCAUUGGAUUUUAUUGUACUAACUAUAAUGGCACAUGAUCGCCAUAUUGCAAUCUGCUACCCACUUGAGUAUGAGAGAAUUAUGCACAAGGGAACCUGCCUUGAGAUGGUGGCCAAAGGGUGGAUAGUUAGUAUUUUUUAUGCAAUAUUGCAUACAGGUGGCACCUUUGCAAAUACUUUUUGUUCUAAUAGUAUCCAUCAGAUAUUCUGUGAAAUUCCACAUUUAUUAAGACUUUCUUGCUCGGAGAUUUAUUUAGUUGAAGUUGGGUUUCUUGCUCUAAGCUGUGGUGUAACACUAGCAUGCUUUAUCUUCAUUGUCAUAACAUAUAUGAAGAUUUUUAGGACAGUGCUGAGAAUCCCAUCUGUACAUGGGCAGAAAAAAGCUCUCUCCACCUGCAUCCCUCAUCUCACUGUUGUCUCUCUGUAUGUGUUGACUGGAGUCUUUGCUCAUGUCCUACCACCCAGUAAUGCUUCUUCAGUUCUACAUGCGGCAUCUGCUGUGAUGUACUCCAUAAUUCCCCCCACCCUGAACCCAUUCAUCUACAGCAUGAGAAACAAAGAGAUUAAGGCUGCUUUAUGGAAACUCUUUAAAUCUGUGUUUUCUUCUAAAAAUAUUGCUUUCUGA
Pogona vitticeps (central bearded dragon) is the source of this 948-nucleotide messenger RNA. The record is from RefSeq and is a predicted model, not a curated record. NCBI's taxonomy places the organism in Eukaryota, Metazoa, Chordata, Lepidosauria, Squamata, Agamidae.